CCCAGACAGCUACUCAGAGUUAACAUAUUUUGCUCUUCGACAAUCUCAUAAAAACAAAAUCCUCUCGCAGGGCAAGCAGUACAUUCAUACAUCAUCAACAAAGAAGACAUCAAACACGCACUCUCCUUCCUCAACACCUACAGCCCCCUCCGCCAACAAAAAAAUUCCAAGCCUCUCAAAAACGUGACCAACUUCACAUGCACCCACAUCUCUCAAAAGCCUCCCAAACACAAAAACCAGAAACCGACCCUCGGCUCCCGCAAUGUACGAACAGCGCAUCACCUCACCUCCCCUCCUCGCAGUGCAUCCAAGGACUCACAUUAUCCUCCUUCCCCGCCCACCCCUGCCCACGUACAUGAUCAAUUAAUCCAGUCCCCCCUCCCAUCCAAGGAUUUACCGUCUUCCGAUUCGACCGCGCGACGUGCACAUUCGCGACGCUGCAACGCUGAUUGGACUGCUA
Messenger RNA from Periconia digitata, 460 nucleotides. Lineage: Eukaryota; Fungi; Ascomycota; Dothideomycetes; Pleosporales; Periconiaceae. The record is from the annotation of a GenBank genome assembly.